AUGACCUCGGUAAACGCAGCCAAACAUCAUUUCUUCCUUCCCCUGCCCCCUCGCUCGCUUCAGGCUUCCCCACCAUUCUACAGGCUUCCAGCUCUCAUCACCACGUAUUCGCAUUUGCCCGAUCGGUCGAUAGCGCAUGGGGACCAGAGCAUGGCUUAUUAUCGUCCGGCUCCGAUAGGCUGUGACCUCAAUCAUGGAUUUGAUAGGAAGAUAGAGAGGGAUGAGAACUUGGACGAACAUUUGGAUGGUCUCUGCGUAGCUCUGCAAGACGUAUGGCGGAGUGGGAAGAAAGGAGAGAGAAGGGGCGGAUUCAUCACUUGGAGGGGUAUGAUUACCAGGCUUAUGACCGCUCCAUUUGAAGAACGCGAAGGUUGGGAGAUGACCGCCGUUGCACUGGACGGGUCUAUCUACAUCGAACAACACGACCCUCCCGAUUUGCGUAAAGACAGACGAAAACAGCAGUCCUCUUGGGCUUGGCAAUCAUAUAUGGGUUAUGCCUUCGAGGCUUUCUCCACAGUACCCGCUGCUGGGGAAGACAGAAAGAACGAUGAUCCCGCGGGAUGGUCAGGGGAUGUCAAUACAAAGGUCCAGUGGGAAUUGACGGGUAGCGUAAUACGUUCGGCCAUUGGGGAUAUUCCACUCUGUCUGGGAGGCGAGGUUGACUGCGUCCAAGCCGAAAUUGGCUCUCCUCAUCCUGGUCUUGACAAGUGCAUGGAGCUGAAGACAAACAAGGUCAUUGAAAAUGAGAAACAGGACCUCAUCUUUCAUAAGAAAAUGCUCAAACACUGGGCUCAAUCUUGGCUACUUGGAGUUCCUACGAUAGAAGUUGGCUUCCGGGACGACGCCGGCAUUCUCAAAUCUCGAAGCACAUUUGACACCACACAAAUCCCUCGGUUUAUGGCCUCGUUAUCUGACCCUCCUUGGCAUCCGACCCCUGCUCUGCACUUUCUUCACGCUGUCCUAUCUCUAGUCCUCCAUCAUGUCCUGCCUACCGAUCCUUGCCCUUCUGAGGGCCUUCCGGCUGACGCUCCCCUCCCUCCUGCCGACGUUUGGCGCUUCAGCUUUAUUCCUCGUCGCGGUUGCGAGCUUUACAACGUUGGACCCAUCGGCACCGUGGGCGGUCGAUGGGGUGAUGUGCUUCCUGAGGAAUACGUACGAUGGAGAAUGUCCAAACGUUAG
Tremella mesenterica DSM 1558 is the source of this 1179-nucleotide messenger RNA. RefSeq lists its product as uncharacterized. The record is from RefSeq and is a predicted model, not a curated record. Gene Ontology annotation, biological process: nuclear-transcribed mRNA catabolic process; NAD-cap decapping. The transcript is spliced from 7 exons. NCBI's taxonomy places the organism in Eukaryota, Fungi, Basidiomycota, Tremellomycetes, Tremellales, Tremellaceae. The coding region runs from base 1 to 1179 and encodes 392 amino acids. Gene Ontology annotation, cellular component: cytosol; nucleus. Gene Ontology annotation, molecular function: mRNA 5'-diphosphatase activity.